CCCUGCCUUUCUUUAGCCUUCUCUCUAACCCCACCUUUUCCUUCCUAGCUCCACCCCCUCAGCCAGCAACGUUUCAGAACCACGGGCCGUGGACAGCUCCGUUGGAGAGCUUCUUUGAGGAAAGAAAAAAAAAAGGCAACCACAAUAAAAAAAAAAAAAAAGGCAACGAUUUUGUUCUUGCCCGCUGCUCCUCUUUCAUUUUGCUUUCGUCUCGCCCUGCUUUUUGAUCUGUCCAGGACAACCGCCACUCCUCCUGGGAAGGGGAAAAAAUGGAUUCCACAAUGAAUGCAGCACGGAGGUCAGCCAGGAUAGAUUCAGAAGUGACAGAAUCCCAGAUGGAGCCUUCUAUCAAUGCCACCGAGAUGCCCUCCAAGGAGAACGUUUUUUCAAACAUUAAAGAUAAAUUCAUGAACAAAUUGGGGAAACUGCCAAUACCGCCAUGGGCUUUGGCCACCAUUCUCAUUGUUGCUGGCCUCUUGCUUCUCUGCUGCUGCUUCUGCGUUUUUAAAAAAUGCUGUGGCAAGAAGAAGAAAGGGAAGAAAGGCAAAGACAAAGUCAAGGCACAGAUCAACAUGAAGGAAGUGAAGGAGUUGGGCAAAAGCUACAUUGAUAAGGUACAGCCAGAAGUCGAGGAUUUAGAUCCAUCAUUGUUGCAGGAAUCCGAAGUGGAGAAGCCAGAGGAGAAGCUGGGGAAACUCCAGUACUCUCUUGAUUAUGACUUCCAGAGCACACAGCUGGUUGUGGGUAUUAUACAAGCUGCUGACCUCCCAGCACUGGACAUUGGGGGUACCUCCGAUCCUUAUGUCAAAGUCUUCCUGCUUCCAGAGAAGAAGAAAAAGUUUGAAACCAAAGUCCACCGCAAAACUCUCAACCCUACAUUUAAUGAAUCUUUCACCUUUAAAGUCCCUUAUUCAGAACUUGGUGGUAAGAUUCUCGUCAUGGCCGUCUAUGACUUUGACCGUUUCUCCAAGCAUGAUGUCAUUGGUGAGAUCCGUAUCCCCAUGAACACUGUGGACUUGGCGCAUGUGAUCGAGGAGUGGCGAGAUCUGCAGUCAGCAGAGAAGGAGGAGCAUGAGAAGUUAGGAGACAUUUGUUUUUCACUCCGGUAUGUGCCUACAGCUGGGAAACUGACAGUGAUUGUGCUAGAAGCCAAAAAUCUCAAAAAGAUGGAUGUGGGAGGGCUUUCAGAUCCAUAUGUGAAGAUCCAUCUCAUGCAGGGAGGGAAACGUAUCAAGAAGAAGAAAACAACUAUCAAGAAAAAUACACUGAAUCCCUAUUAUAAUGAAUCCUUCAGUUUUGAGGUGCCUUUUGAACAAAUCCAGAAAGUCCAAGUUGUCCUGACGGUGCUGGAUUACGACAAACUAGGCAAAAACGAGGCCAUUGGGAAGAUCUUUGUAGGCUGUAAUGCCACGGGUACUGAGCUGCGCCAUUGGUCUGAUAUGCUGGCCAAUCCCCGUAGACCUAUUGCUCAGUGGCACACUCUGCAACCUGAAGAUGAGAUGGAUGCAGCAAUUGGGAUAAAGACCUCUUGAUAGCCUUCAUUUCCGGGCCGACUUCUCCGGCAACCAUUCCAUCUCCCAUCCAAAGCAAAUGGGAGUGUGUGGGUGAGGCUCCCCUGAAUAUGCCUGUUGGGGGGGGAGGGAAGGUAACCUGUGAGCUUGUCUCUUUUCUCAGAGCCAUUUCUUAUUUGAAAAAAAAAAAAAUCUCCGAGAGAAAAAAAAACUUUUUAAUCCACUGUGUGAAAAAAGAAAGAAUGCUUACUUAGUAAUUGGAGACAAGUGACAGAUUUACUGUAAAUCAACCACGAAGCUUGCAAAACAAUUUAUGCAGAUUUAAAUAACAUAUUUCAGAUUUGAUUUAUGCAUUUGAAAAUCGAGCCUUAUGUAAAAACAGUCUUUUUCCCCACAAAAGCAUUACUAAAUAAUAAUAAUUUAUCUGUCAAAUGUUGCAACCAGACUUCAAAUAAAUCUACCAUUAAUCCUCUUAAUUUGAUUACACUAUAGGUUCAAAAUUAAAAAAAUUUAAGGGAUAUCAUUUUAUUCACAUUUUGAAUGCUGCUGUGUUACCAUGUUUGAAAAUUAGAUCUUGUAUGGAAAUCUAUAAUCAACAGUAUCUACAAAUAUAUGUUCAAUAAUAGAUUUUUUAAAAAUUGCAAAUGAGCUCCAAUUACAAUAGCUAAAAAUAUUUGGAGAUUGUAUUAUAAAACAACUUUAUAAAAAGUAGAUCUUGGAUUAAAAAAUUUAACAGAAUACUUGAAAACUUAGUUUGAAAAUAAGUUUUCUACAAUUUCAUAAUGGCUUUAAGUUAUAACUGAGGCUAGAAUUUAUAUCCAUUUAGCUGGAAGUAAAUCCUAUUUAAUUCAAAGAUAUUCUGAGAAGAUGUUAUAGGUUUGCAGGAUAAGAGUGAGAUUAGAAUUUCUGGAUUCUGAAGUACUUCAGAUAUACUCCUCCUUAAGUUAUUGACACUCUGUCCAAAAUAGGACUAGGUAGGUUGAAAUUGUAAAAUGUCAUAUGUGUAGAUUCCAUAUGUAAAGUUUUAGUAAACAUAAUGUAGGAUAUUCUAACCAUCUUAUUACAAAAUUUCCACAUACUAGAAACAAUAAUUUAUAGAGCCUGCAGUUUGAUGCUAGAAUAUAAUAGUGUGUUACCCAUUAGCCAAUGUAUUAAGCUAUUCAUAAGGUUUGUUUGUUUUCAAUUACAUUUUUUGGGUUUUAUAACAGUUUUGCUUAUGUAUUUAUCUGUUUGACAACUUGUGCUUUACAAUAUGUAUGUUUAUGAAAUGUUUGAUAUCAAUAAGAGUAUUAGGGAAAAUUUGCUACAAACCUCCUGGAAGCAGGUUAUAUUUACUAGCAUUUUACUAUCCAACUUGUAAUAAUUUUGCUUUGUUAAAACAGGUUUACAUUUUUGCUACAAGCUUAAAACUGGUUUAUUAUACCACUGCAAUAGGUUUCCUGUUUGUUAGAAAGCAGUUUGAAGCAUUUUAUAAAUGGAAAAAAUGCAUUUAUCCAAAAAGUUUACUCUUGGAUUUAAAAUGUUUGACAAUAGUUUUACAGAGGCCUAAAACAUGUUUACAAUACUUUUGGUAUAGCAACAUUACAAUUUAUUAGAAAUAUUCUAUAAUUGUUUAAAAUUUGGAUGACUUGCUAAGAAUUUUUAAGCUGAUUACACUGCCAGCUAUUUUCAGCAGAAUCAAAAUUAAGGGGAAUAACUAUAAACUACCAAAAAUUGUUUUAUAAGCCUGAAUUAAAAUACAUAUAUGUAACUUUUAUGCCAAAAUUUUGUUUAUGUUAGCAAAUUCUGGAUAGGAUCAUAGUCCUUCAAAGGUAUGCCCUCCUUUAAAAAAAAUAAAAUAAAAUUAGACCUUUUGAUACUAAUAUUAGGAUUUUUACCCAUAUUUUUAUAGCACUUGCUGAAAUUGAUUUCUCAUCCCAUUAUUAUAGUUUUAAAUCUUGCAUCAUGCAGGUGCUUCUAGUUCCAAGGGAAGGGACAACUGCCCUUUACAAGAGAAUAACCAUCAUUUUAAUAAUAAGCCUCCCCUCUAAGACUACCUAUUAAUGACUCUAUCAGAAAAAAGACUAAGGGUUAAGAAUUACUAGGUUCUCAAUACAUGAUUAUACCAAAUACUUAUAGAAAAAGAGUGCUAAAACUAUUAUCUAAUAGUUUUAGUUGAGGCAAGUUUGCUCAUUUCUACUUCCUAAUUUUGGCUAUAAAUUAGUGGGUUUUUUUUUUAAUCUUGCUGUAAAAUAAGAACUGAGGAAAAAGAAAUGGGAAUGAAUAAGACCUUACAGUGCAAUCCCUAUCUACCUUACCCACCACCUAUAUAUUUGACCAAUGGAGCUAAAUGGAUAUAGAAUUGAUGCCUUAGUAAUUCUCUGUUUCAGGGAGAAACAUUUUAAAGACAUCUAGAGCAGACAGAUAUUCCCUCCAGGUAUGCAAGUAAAGUUAUGACUCCCAUUAACCCGAGCCACUUAAACUGGAGUGAGGGGAAAUGUAGUCUGCUGUAUCAGAAGUGCACAAAACUGAGGAGAGCUUCUAAGAAUUCAAUAGUUUCUAUGUCUUUCAACCAGCUCGUGAUAGAAGUAGUGAGAUGCCUCAAUCUGUAACGGUAUUAGAUGAGAGAAGCCACUAAGAUACCUUGAAAAGCUGAAGCAUGUUGUAUAGGGACGACGUUUCAAAAGCCAUAGUCCACACCUUUGCUUAUUCCUGAGUAACAGGGUAUUUCACUUCCAGAAAAGCAUGCAAAUGUUUGUAAUAAGUGGCUUAGAAUUUAGGGUCUUUGACAAAAAAUAAUAGAUGAUCUGCUUACAGGUAGUCCUCAGUUUAUGACUACAACUGAGCCCAAAGUAUUCAUUGCUAAGCAAGAAAAUUGUUAAGCCCCAUUUUACAAUCUUUUUUGCCACAGUUGCUAGGCAAAUCACUGCAGUUGUUAACUGAAUCAUGAGGCUUUUAAGUAAAUCUGACUUUGCUUGACAGAAACCAGCUGGGAAGGUUACAAAUGGUGGUCACAUGACCUCAGGACAUUGCAAAUGUCAUAAAUAUAUGCCAGUUGCCAAGUGCCCAAAUUUUAAUCACACGACCAUGGAGAUGCUGCAGCGGUUGUAAAUGUGAAAACUGGUAUAAAUCACUUUUUCCAGUGCCAUUGUAACUCUGAAUGGUCAUUAAACAAAUGGUUGCAAGUUGAGGACUGCGUCUAUUUCAUUCAUGUACAAUAAAACAUUUACACAGUUCCUCGGAAAAUAAUAUUGAGAACAGAAUUGUAAAUCAGUUUAUUUAUAAUAAAAGAAGUAAUCAUUGAAUCAACUGGCAACAGUUAGAAAUGCUUAUUUGGGAUUCACAGAUCUGACUAUAAAUUGGAUGUCUGUCUUAUUCCAAACAGGAUAUUCAUACUAUCUCAUUUUCUGAAUAAGGGAAAUUGUUUCAAUUUGUUUUUAAAUUUUAACAAUAUUUCGAUUAACAGUUGAUAAAACAGAUAAUAAUUUUCAAUUUCGUUUUCAAGAUUUCAAUAUAAUACAUGAGAAAAGACAUGUACAAUUCCCAUCCUGUCCUGAGUAAAAAUGUAUUUAGUUUCUCUAGAAGAGACAAUCGCCUCACAUAACUAAACCGACACCCUCAAAAGUAUUAUCAUUUCAGAUAUUGGUUUAAAUGGAUUGCUUUCAUUUUAUCCAAGAAAGGAAAAAGAUAUAUUAAUACUUAACUGCUGCAGACUAGAAUAAUAUGGAGAGAAUGUUGAUCCAGAUUUCUAGUCAGUGAAUUUUUUUUUUUUUUUACUAAUACUUCCUGUGGAGAUGUAUUGGGAUAUAAUAAUGCCCCCACCUCACCAAACAAAUUAAAAAAAAAACAACUAGGCUAAGCUUUUUGCCCAUGAGAGGCAUGAUGGCCAUUUUGUUUUCUGGUUAGUGUGUUUUUGUAAUUGUGGUGUUGAUAGCGUAUCCACUCCACUUUAAAAUAUGCCUCACUCUGUUAGCCUCAUCACAUUAAUCCCCACUGAGCUGCCGCAUACAUCUCUUUUACUUUGAAUUAUGAACGUUAGUGAGGAGCAUUCAAUAUGGCUGUUGCUGAGCCAUGAGAUGUUUAAUAUGUCGAACUGUUGAUCAUUCCUUGCAGCUGAAAGUUCACUUCAUUUUCCUUUUCUCAGUCCUUGAGAAUUGAUCACUAUAUCAAGGAUAAUAUUGGAACUGUCAGUCAGUGUUGUGUGCUGUACUUCCAUCCACUGUAUCUUGCUAAUAAUUCAAUCUUUUUCCCAACUUCUAAACAUCCUUUCCACAUUUUGGCAUCAGCAAGUAUGUAGAUGUCUAAAUCAACUGCCCAGCAUUGGAAAGAGGCCACCUGCUAAGUUUUAAAGAGUUGUGUAACUGUUAUGAUCGAAGGGAUUGUGUAAAGUGCAGAAGGCUUUGUAACUCUGGUGUGUGUUGUUUCUAUUCCCUUCGUUCCUAUGAAUUACCCUCUGAGCGGUGCUGUCCUUUCAAAGCCGCUUCUACUCUUUUGAAAUCAGUUUUAAUAUUGAUGUAUUUGACCAAACAGUACUCUUGGCUGUUAAUAAAUAAGAGAUCUCUAUA
Messenger RNA from Pantherophis guttatus, 6055 nucleotides. It is a transcript of the gene SYT5, whose product is annotated as synaptotagmin 5. Lineage: Eukaryota; Metazoa; Chordata; Lepidosauria; Squamata; Colubridae. Gene Ontology annotation, cellular component: plasma membrane; synaptic vesicle membrane; axon. The record is from RefSeq and is a predicted model, not a curated record. Gene Ontology annotation, biological process: synaptic vesicle endocytosis; calcium ion-regulated exocytosis of neurotransmitter. Gene Ontology annotation, molecular function: calcium ion binding; calcium-dependent phospholipid binding; phosphatidylserine binding.